AUGCUUCGACGGACGAUCGCCGACUGCGCGCGCUCGGCGCGGAUGAACUCCACCGCGCUCGCGUUCUCUCGCGCUCAAACGCGCGCGUACGACAAAAAGGUUGUAGAGCACUUUGAUAACCCAAGGAACGUUGGUUCGUUCGAUAAGAAGGACAUGAACGUCGGGACGGGGAUCGUCGGCGCCCCAGCGUGCGGCGACGUGAUGAAGCUUCAGAUUAAGAUCGACGAAGAGGGCAACAUUGUGGAUUCUUGCUUCAAGACAUUCGGAUGCGGGAGCGCCAUCGCGUCGAGCUCGGUGGCGACGGAAUGGAUCAAGGGCACGCACAUGGACGAGGCGGUGACGAUCAAAAACCAAGACAUAGCGAAACAUCUCAACUUGCCGCCGGUGAAGCUGCACUGCUCCAUGCUCGCCGAGGACGCUAUUCGCUCCGCAGUGGCGGACGUCAAGGCUAAGCGCGAGGCGUCGGCACAGGCGAAGGCCGCGUGA
Molecule: messenger RNA, 486 nt
Organism: Ostreococcus tauri
Lineage: Eukaryota; Viridiplantae; Chlorophyta; Mamiellophyceae; Mamiellales; Bathycoccaceae
Product: ISC system FeS cluster assembly, IscU scaffold
Exons: 2
Coding region: 1-486 (161 amino acids)
Biological process (GO): intracellular iron ion homeostasis; iron-sulfur cluster assembly
Cellular component (GO): mitochondrial matrix; cytoplasm
Molecular function (GO): 2 iron, 2 sulfur cluster binding; ferrous iron binding
Source: RefSeq, a predicted model, not a curated record